AUGAAAAUGGCGAGAAAAAAAAUUCGAGAAAAAUUCUUACCACUUUUAUCUGUCUUUAUACGUAUGGUCAAUCCAAUCGAUUAUUGGCAUCAUCUUGAUGAUGAUUAUCAUUCCAUUGUUUGUCCAACUAUUCAUUCAUCACUUAUACAUAGUGCAAUCAAUUUAUUUUUCACAAUUUCAAUAAUACGUUUAUCAUUUUUGUUGAUCAUCAGGCUACCAUUUGAAUAUUGUAUCUUAUUUUUCGAUAUGAAAUGUUUCCAAAAAAUCGAUCCAAUUUUCGAUCUAUUCUAUAUACUCAUAUUCUGGGCAUUGAAAACAAUUGAAUAUUCGUAUUAUAAUACAAAACAUCGUAUGACAUUAGAUAUAAUUCGAAAACUUGUAUUCCAUUCGGAUAAAUCAUUUUUCAACUUAUCGAAUAAAUUUAUUGCCAGCAACAAAAACAUUUAUCGAUCUGGCCGUACACCGAAAGAAUUGUGUCGAAAAUCACGGUUAAUUGCAAUACUUUUAUCACGAUUCGUACAAAUAGCCAUUAUAGCGGUGAAUUUUCUUGUCAUAUUCUGGCAAUGUCAAUUGAUCUAUAUGGUCAUUAUGAAUCGAUCAUUUUUUCUUAAUUCUUGGCUAAUGACACCAGUCAAAUUGAUUAUUUCAGAAUCAAUGUUUCUUUGUUUAUUGGGCUCUUAUUAUGCAACAAUCCAUUAUCUUUUACAAUUUGGUCUUCUCUUUCUGGUCGGUAUAAUUGCCACACGAUUACGUUUUCAACAAUUGGAAGAAUUUCUUUUGGAUAAUCUUCAUAAUAAAAAUUUUAUAUCACUUUCAAUGUUAAAAUGGUUUCGUGUUGAACAUACAAAAACAGUACGAUUUGUAAGCAAUUGGAAUAGUAUUUAUUCCAAAUGUUUCACCAUGUAUUUGAUUGCAAACAUACCAUUCAAUCUAUAUAUUGUCAUACAAUUAUUAUUUGCCAAAUCAGAACAAAUUGUCAUCAUCAUGUUGUCGAUAAUGGCAUCACAACAAUUUAUUGGAAUAUUUGGUGCCCAUCUUCUUAUAGCAAGCAUACCGCAUGGUAUUCAUCAUCGAUCAAUUUUGCAUCUAAUCUCAUUGAAUUUACGUUUACGUUUUCGUACAUUUCGUGAACAUUUAAAAUUGAUAAAUUAUAAUGAAAAAUUUCAUACAAAAAAACCAUAUGGACUAACUUAUUAUCGUAUGAAUUUGAUUACAACCAAUACAUUUUUAAAGUGCAUCAUUUUAUACAUAAAAAGUUUAUCACUUGUUUAUAAAAUUUUUAUGAAAAAUCAUUAGAUCCGAUUUGUUUUUCAAUUGUCAAAAUAAUAAUCAAAAAAAACAAUCAUUGAAGUUGUCAAUUUGAUUUUUUUUUCACUGUUUGUUUUUACAAUUCAUAUUACACAUUGGCUGCAAAGAUUUUUAUUUUAUUUUUUUUUUUGUAAAAAUUAAAAUUUGCAUUUUAUUUUGAAUUUUGAUGGCAAAAAAAAUGUUUUUUUUUGAAUUCCAAUACUUUCAUUGAUUAGAAAAAAUUCUUCACGAUUGUCGAUUAUUGGCUGAUUGAUUUAUCUCGAUUGUCAAUCAUGGAUUUUGGUUUUUUUUCAUCAUCAUCAUCGUUAUUUUUUCGAUGAUG
Molecule: messenger RNA, 1630 nt
Organism: Dermatophagoides farinae (American house dust mite)
Lineage: Eukaryota; Metazoa; Arthropoda; Arachnida; Sarcoptiformes; Pyroglyphidae
Source: RefSeq, a predicted model, not a curated record